Molecule: messenger RNA, 1215 nt
Organism: Arabis nemorensis
Lineage: Eukaryota; Viridiplantae; Streptophyta; Magnoliopsida; Brassicales; Brassicaceae
Source: the annotation of a GenBank genome assembly
AUGUCGAUGAACCUAAGGACACACGCGUUCGCAGGCAAUCCCUUGAGGUCAAAAACACCAAAAUCCACCGAUCUCUUCUCACAUUCCUCCGCUUUCGAAUCCCUCAAAAACCUAAUCCCACUAAUCCCUAAUCACCCCACACCUUCUCCCGAUUUUAAGGUCCUUCCUUUUAGCAAGGGACGUCCACUGGUGUUCUCGAGCGGUGGAGACGCUUCGACGACGCCUAUUUGGCAUCUGGGCUGGAUCAGUUUGGCUGAUUGUAAGGGUUUUUUGGGGAGUUGUGGGGUUGAUCUGAGCGAGGACUCGCUUGUGUAUUUAGGUCCCAAGACGGAGGAAGAUUUGGUGUUUUGGGCGAUUGAUGUGUCGGAAGAAAACGGUGUGGCUUCUGAAUUCGGAGGUAGGAAGCUAUGUUUCGUUGAGCUUCGAACGUUAAUGGUGGCUGCUGAUUGGGCGGAUCAACGCGCUAUGGAUGAAUUGGCUAUUGCAGGACAUGCCAGGGCAUUGCUUGAGUGGCACAACGUAUCACGAUUUUGUGGAUCUUGUGGAAGUGGAACUGUUCCAAGGGAAGCUGGAAGGAGAAAACAAUGCUCAAACGAGACUUGCAAAAAGCGGGUUUACCCCCGUGUUGACCCGGUGGUUAUAAUGUUAGUUAUUGAUCAAGAAAAUGACCGCGCACUUUUAAGCAGACAGUCUAGAUAUGUACCGAGACUGUGGAGUUGUUUAGCUGGAUUUAUUGAGCCAGGGGAAAGCUUAGAAGAGGCUGUGAGACGAGAAACAUGGGAAGAGACGGGGAUCGAAGUAGGAGAAGUUGUCUAUCAUAGCUCUCAGCCUUGGCCUGUGGGACCAAGUAGCAUGCCGUGCCAAUUGAUGCUCGGUUUCUUUGCGUUUGCCAAGACGCUUGACAUAAACCUAGACAAAGACGAGUUAGAAGAUGCUCAAUGGCACAGUAGAGAAGACGUGAAGAAAGCACUGGCUUUUGCAGAAUACAGGAAGGCGCAAACAACAGCGGCUUCAAAGAUAGAGCAGAUGUGUAAAGGUGUGGAGAGAAGCCAGAGUCUGUCAACCGAUUUCAAUGUUGAAAGCGGUGAGCUGGCUCCUAUGUUCAUACCGGGACCAUUCGCCAUCGCUCACCACCUGAUCUCGACAUGGGUAGAUCAGGGCUCUGGCGAUGUUCACUCGAAACAACAAGCCAGUGUCUCUCUCUCAAGUUUGUAG